Paramecium primaurelia is the source of this 1180-nucleotide messenger RNA. NCBI's taxonomy places the organism in Eukaryota, Ciliophora, Oligohymenophorea, Peniculida, Parameciidae. The record is from the annotation of a GenBank genome assembly.
AUGCAAGAAUUAAAAUUGAUUGGAAAGGAAUGUCCAAUUACUAGAGGAGGAUGCAACUUUUUAUAAUAUGAUAAAGGUAAGUACAUUGUGAUAGGAGGAGUAAAUCGAUCUGAAAAUGGAUUGUAAGAAUUAAAUGAUUUUUGGACAUUACAUUUACCUCUUAAAGAUGGCAAUCUGGCAGGAAUUUGGAAAGAAAUGACAUUAGAAAAUUAAUAGCUCUAUACACCACGUUCAAGUUAAGGAGCAUGUAUAAGUGAUGAUAAGAUGGUUUAUAUAUUUGGAGGUUAAAAAUUCUUGGAAUCUUAAUCUACAGACGAAUUUUAUAGAUUAGAUACAACUAAGAAAGUGUUAACCAUAAUAAAAUCAAAGAAUAAACCAAGAGCUAGAAAUUCUCAUACUUUAACUUAUUAUUAGGAAAAAUUAUUUUUAUUUGGAGGUGCUAAUGAUAAUGGACCAUUAAAUGACUUGCACAUCUAUGAUAUUAGUAUAAAAUGAACUUCUAUAUAUAGAAAGUGAAGUAUGGUAACAGAUUAAGGAUGUUUCAGAAUUAAUAAUGGCAAGAGAGAUGCAUACUGCUCACAUUUUGUAGAUGAAUUUAAAGCCCUUGAAAAAGAGUGAAUGUAAUAAGGCAUAAAAAUUGGUUGGAAUAUUUAAUGAAUUUUAAGGAGAAUCUAAGGAGUAAAUUGAAUAAAUAACAAUUAAAGAGUAAAUUAUUGAAUAAACUAAUAAUGAAUAAUAAUAAUAAUAAUAGAUAGAUGAAUAAUAAUAAUAAUAAUAAUAAUAAUAAUAAUAAUAAUAAUAAUAAUAAUAAGAAAAUAAUCAACAAGAUUAUCUUAUUAUUUUAGGUGGCAGAAAUAAAAAUGAUCUUUUACAAGAUAUUCAAGUAAUUAAUUUAUCCACUUUUGAAGUGGAAUAGAUUGAAAAUCUUCCAACUCCAUUAUGUGCUCAUACUUCUGUUAAAGUCAAAUAAGAUAUAUGGAUUUUUGGAGGUUGUGAUGGUGCUUCAUUAAAUUCAAAUAUCUAUUAGUUAUAAGAUUAAUCAAUAAAGAAAGUAGGUACAAUAUAAACAGCCAUAAUGGCUAGUAGUGCAUUAUAUUCAGAGGAAUUAAAUAAGAUUAUUAUAUUUGGAGGAUGCACUUUAGAUAGAGAUUUAAAUUAAACAUUUGUUGUACAAAUUUGA